UGGGUGCUGCUCUGAAGUCAGUCACUCUGCUGUUGUUAUUACCCCAAUGACACAGGCCAACGGUGGGCUGAGUACUUAUCAUCAUAUCAGUGAACAAGUCAACGAGAGCAUUGCUUCAGCACUAAAAAGGCAACUAGACAGGCAACAACAAGGUGAACGAGACAGAGAGAAAGUACUCUGUGGACAGACACUGGAUAAUUCGAUAUGUGCACCUCUAACUGGGGAGAUGAACUGGAAUUUAACACAUUUGAAAGAAAAAAGAAGAAAGGAACCUGAGGUAAAGGAGACUGAGAAAAAAUAAUGUACAACAAGAAGAUAAAAAAAGAAAGCCGCAACACAGUGAGUAGGAAACUGUAUGGGGGAGGAGAGUGGAAAAAACCUUAGGGGGGGAGACUGUGAGUGAGGUAUGACUGUGUUCCCGUGUGUCAGGUGUAUGCGUUACUGCUGGUAACCAGGCAGGGACGGACUUAAUCUCAUGGGGAUGUGGGUAGAAGCAACGUAAUCAGCAAUGAACACAACUACCGAAAAAAAAGAAAAAAAACCCACCACACUCUGUUUCACUCCAGCAUGUCCUCAAGCUGAGAGAGCGCAGCUUCCUGUGUCUCUCUCUAUCUAAAACAACGCUGAAGUAAUCCUGUUAACCGGGUUUAGCUCAAACAUAAAACAGAAACUACUCCUCCUCUGAUGCUGUUCCUGUUGUUGCUGAUGAUGGUGCCAAUGGAAAUAACUUGUGUUCUCUGCCGGACUCUGUAUUGACUGUAAUAACGCAUUUGGAGUAGCUGCUUUGGUAACAUUGAGCAGAACAGGCGCUGAUGUCUAAUGUUUUACUUCUUCCCCAUAAGGACUACAGACUGAACUGCCUCAAAGGAGUUUUAUCUGUGGCAGUGCUGUCUGGAUAAGGUGAAGCGGGGCUAUUAUGUGCCAGCUUGAAGGGACAAAAUUCAGCUUCCUGUUGUGCCUGGGGAUGAGUAUUAUUAUAUGUUCAGUCAUUUACUUGAGGGCAUGGAAACCGACAGAGCCCGAGCCCAAGCCCCUAGAGUCUUCAAGUUGCAGGCCCUUUUCCACUGAAUGUAAAGCUUUUCUGCCUGGCACUGAGAAAGGAGUAGAAUGGUACCACCGUGACUGCCAGGUGGAAAGCUAUAUUCUGAAUAGUCAGCUGCAGUGUUCCACUUUGACCAGAUAUCUACACUUCAUCACAAGACCUCUGAGCCGUGAGGAGGAAGACUACCCUUUAGCAUUCAUUGUGACUGUUCACAAAGAGCUGGAGCUUUUUGUGCGCCUGUUGCGGGCCAUUUACAUGCCACAAAAUGUCUACUGUGUUCAUGUGGAUUCUAAGGCUCCGUGGGAGUACCAGGCAGCCGUACGGAAGCUAGUCAGCUGCUUUCAAAAUAUUUUCCUCUCCAGCCGCAGCGAGACAGUGACCUACGCUGGGUUUUCCCGCCUGCAAGCAGAUUUGAACUGCAUGAAGGAUCUAGCAAAUUCCAAGAUAGGCUGGAGGAAAGUGGUGAAUCUGUGUGGACAGGAUUUCCCUGUCAAAAGCAACCUGGAACUGGUGCAGUACAUGCAGAGCAAUGAGUGGAGGGACAGAAACAUGACGCCUGGGAUCAAGCAGCCGGUGUCUAUGAGGUACAGGACACAGCUCCAGCACAGGGAGAUCAUGGGUUCACAUGUAGCUUUGAAAGGGUUGGGGCUGAAGAAAGGUCCUCCUCCACACAAUCUGCAAGUGUAUUUUGGAACAGCCUACUAUGCUCUCACAAGGGCCUUUGUAGACUUUGUUUUGAAAAGCCCAAUAGCCCACGACCUCUUGGAAUGGUCCAAAGACACAUUCAGUCCAGACGAGCACUACUGGGUGACACUCAACCACAUCAAAGAGGCUCCAGGCAGCCACAUAGAUGGCGGCUGGGCAGGAGACAUCCGGGCAAUCAAAUGGAGGGAUCAAGAGGGAAGGGUACACAAUGGCUGCAAAGGGCAUUAUGUACGAGACAUCUGUAUCUAUGGAAUAGAAGACCUGCCUUGGAUCAUUAACAGGAACAGCAUGUUUGCCAAUAAGUUUGCGAGAAACACCUUUCCCGAAGCACUGGACUGUCUGGAGCAGUGGCACAGAAACAAGGUGCUGAGGCAGGCAACCGUUCCCAUAGACCCGUCAUGGCUGCUAGCUACACAGAGCAACUCAAGCAGCAAAAGCAGCUACUUUAACAGCAGUGCUGGAGCAUGAAAUCACUGUUGAUACCCUAAACAAAGAUCAGGCUACAUGCAGUUCAGAUUAUUUGCACUUGUUCAGUGGCUGUGUCAAACAUGGGAGAAGGAAAAAACUGUCCUGAGAACAAAGGGAUGAUGCACUGUAAACUUCAGAGUCUGUAUCACACUACUGUUCAUAGAUAUAUUUAUCUAUUUAUUUUUUUGAUGAUCAUGAGACAGUUUAUAUGCCAGAAGGUGAAAAUAUCUUUAGAGUAAAGCAAUGAAGUUAAAGCAAGUACAAUGGCUUCUAUUAAAAAAAAUAACACAAGUACAUAACAGAUACAUCUGAGACAACUAGAAUACACAAAGUAUUGAAUAAACUACUGAAUAUAGAUUUAAUAUUGUUUAAUUGAAUUUAAUAUUUAAUAUUAUUUAAUUUCAUAUUGUUCUGUAUGUU
Messenger RNA from Xiphias gladius (swordfish), 2635 nucleotides. It is a transcript of the gene gcnt7, whose product is annotated as glucosaminyl (N-acetyl) transferase family member 7. Gene Ontology annotation, cellular component: membrane. The coding region runs from base 917 to 2215 and encodes 432 amino acids. Gene Ontology annotation, molecular function: acetylglucosaminyltransferase activity. The record is from RefSeq and is a predicted model, not a curated record. The transcript is spliced from 5 exons. Lineage: Eukaryota; Metazoa; Chordata; Actinopteri; Istiophoriformes; Xiphiidae.